CAUAAAUAUCUUCCAAAAGCAACACACAUAACAUGAUUCAUUGAUUCAAGAAAAAAUGAAUUCCAAAUGGACAUUUUUUCUAUUAGCCAUUGCAACAAUAUUAGUGAUAGGAAAUGCACAAACAUCAGUGAAGCCAUUGGUGAAAACGGUAAAGGGAAAGAAACUAUGUGACAAAGGGUGGGAAUGUAAAGGUUGGUCAGUGUAUUGUUGCAAUGAGACUAUAUCCGAUUAUUUCCAAACAUACCAAUUUGAGAAUUUGUUCUCGAAACGGAAUGAUCCAACGGCACAUGCUUCUGGAUUUUGGGAUUAUCGUUCUUUUAUUACCGCGGCUGCACUUUAUCAGCCUCUUGGAUUUGGUACUUCUGGUGGAAAGCAUGGUGGUCAGAAAGAGGUUGCUGCUUUCCUUGGUCAUGUUGGAAGCAAGACCUCUUGUGGUUAUGGGGUGGCUACUGGAGGACCCUUUGCAUGGGGCUUAUGCUACAAUAAGGAAUUGAGUCCUGAUAAAUUCUAUUGUGAUGACUACUACAAAUUAACCUAUCCAUGUAGUCCUGGUGCAGCAUACUAUGGCCGUGGCGCCAUACCGAUUUAUUGGAAUUACAACUAUGGAAAAAUUGGAGAAGCCUUGAAAGUGGAUCUAUUAAACCAUCCAGAAUACAUAGAACAAAAUGCAACAUUAGCCUUCCAAGCAGCACUAUGGAAAUGGAUGACACCACCAGAAAAACACAUACCUUCACCACAUGAUGUUUUUGUUGGAAAUUGGAAACCGACAAAAAAUGACACAUUGUCCAAAAGGGUACCUGGAUUUGGUGCCACAAUCAAUGUUUUAUACGGUGAUCAAGUUUGCGACCAAGGUUCUGAUAAUGAAGCAAUGAGCAACAUAAUUUCUCAUUAUCUUUAUUACCUUGAUUUAUUAGGAGUUGGUAGAGAAGAAGCAGGGCCUAAUGAGAUUCUCUCUUGUGCUGAACAAGCUGCUUUUAAACCUACUGGCUCACCUUCUUCUUCAACAACUUGAAGAGAGAUUUUUACUUGUUUGGUUGUGAAUUAAUCUUGCUUGGUUUAUUCUUGAGUCUUGCAAAAUCUAAUAUGUAUAGGUUAUUAUGAUGCUAUUAUCUCUUGGUUUUUAUGAUCGAUCACUAUAUGAUUUGAAUAUAUUUUUGGAACAAUGCAUAGAUUGAAUAUUUGAUCAUUAAAAAAAAA
This is a messenger RNA of Medicago truncatula (barrel medic), 1197 nucleotides long. RefSeq names its product chitinase-like protein 2. The record is from RefSeq and is a predicted model, not a curated record. Gene Ontology annotation, molecular function: chitinase activity. NCBI's taxonomy places the organism in Eukaryota, Viridiplantae, Streptophyta, Magnoliopsida, Fabales, Fabaceae. Gene Ontology annotation, biological process: cell wall macromolecule catabolic process; carbohydrate metabolic process; chitin catabolic process. The transcript has 3 exons. Bases 56 to 1012 code for a protein of 318 amino acids.